Molecule: messenger RNA, 6046 nt
Organism: Phascolarctos cinereus (koala)
Lineage: Eukaryota; Metazoa; Chordata; Mammalia; Diprotodontia; Phascolarctidae
Gene: DTX4
Product: deltex E3 ubiquitin ligase 4
Biological process (GO): Notch signaling pathway; protein ubiquitination
Molecular function (GO): zinc ion binding
Source: RefSeq, a predicted model, not a curated record
GGCGGCCCGGGUGGAUGCGGGGCGCGCCCCGGGCCCAUGGCGAGGAGCUGAGGCCAGCGACCCAGCCCAGGCGUUCCCGGGGGGCUGCGCGGAGGCGGCGGCGGGCCCACGAUCGCCAGUCAUGCUGCUGGCCUCGGCCGUGGUGGUCUGGGAAUGGCUGAACGAGCACGGCCGCUGGAGACCCUACAGCCCGGCCGUGAGCCACCACAUCGAGGCGGUGAUCCGGGCCGGGGGGCCCCGCGCCGGCGGCGGCAGCGUGGUGCUGGGCCAGGUGGACAGCCGCCUGUCGCCCUACAUCAUCGACCUGCAGUCCAUGCACCAAUUCCGGCAGGACACGGGGACCCUCCGUCCUGUCCGUCGAAGCUACUAUGACCCAGCCUCAGCCCCUGGGAAAGGUGUGGUCUGGGAGUGGGAGAAUGACAAUGGUUCUUGGACCCCUUACGACAUGGAGGUAGGCAUCACCAUCCAGCAUGCCUAUGAGAAGCAGCAUCCCUGGAUUGACCUCACCUCCAUUGGCUUCUGCUACGUCAUCGACUUUGGCACGAUGAGUCAGAUCAACAGGCAGACCCAGCGUAAGCGUCACGUCCGACACCGCCUUGACCUCAUCUACCCCAUGGUCACAGGCACGUUACCCAAGUCUCAGUCCUGGCCGGUCAGCCAGGGCGUGGCCAGCUCCCCCCCAGGCCCGCCGUGUUCCUGCCCACAGUGCCUCUUGGUGAUGAGCGUCAAGGCAGCAGCCGGGGCCAAUGGUGGCAUGGGGUUGCUACCGCCCCUGCCUGCCCGGAAAAACAUGCCUGCCACUAGUGGGACCAAGUUGGCCCCACCUCUGGGUGCUGGGAUCAAGCCUGUUGAUGGGAUGGGCACCAUUCGAGGCCCAGGGAAGACAAUGACCUCACAAGUGAACCGGAGGCAGGCAGCUAGCACACCGGCCCUGCCCUCCUCAGCCUCCCCAGCCAGCCCCCCAGGGGCCACCGGCAAGAAUGGGCGGGUAGCUCUGGCAACCCUGAACCGCACCAAUCUGCAGCGUCUGGCCAUCGCCCAGUCCAGAGUGCUAAUUGCUUCUGGUGUCCCCACUGUCCCAGUGAAGAACCUCAAUGGGUCCAGUCCUGUGAAUCCUGCCUUAGCAGGAAUCACAGGAAUCCUCAUGAGCGCUGCAGGAUUGCCUGUGUGCCUCACCCGGCCACCUAAGCUGGUCCUGCACCCUCCUCCUGUCAGCAAGAGUGAAAUCAAGUCUAUCCCGGGGGUCUCCAACACAAGCCGCAAGACCACAAAAAAACAAGCCAAGAAAGGGAAGACUCCAGAAGAAGUUCUGAAAAAGUACCUGCAGAAAGUGCGCCACCCCCCAGAUGAGGAUUGCACCAUUUGCAUGGAACGCCUUGCAGCACCAUCGGGUUAUAAGGGCCCCCAGCCAACAGUCAAGCCAGACCUGGUGGGGAAGCUGUCCAAGUGUGGUCACAUCUAUCACCUGCAUUGCCUGGUUGCCAUGUACAAUAAUGGGAACAAGGAUGGAAGUUUGCAGUGUCCAACCUGCAAAACCAUUUAUGGUGUCAAGACAGGGACCCAGCCCCCUGGGAAGAUGGAGUACCACCUCAUCCCCCACUCCCUGCCUGGGCACCCAGACUGUAAAACCAUCCGGAUAAUCUACAAUAUCCCCCCAGGGAUUCAGGGACCAGAACACCCGAAUCCUGGGAAGAGCUUCACCGCCCGAGGCUUCCCUCGACAUUGUUACCUCCCAGAUAGUGAGAAAGGGAGGAAGGUGCUGAAGUUGUUGCUGGUAGCCUGGGAUCGGCGACUGAUCUUUGCCGUGGGCACCUCCAGCACCACAGGCGAGUCUGACACUGUCAUCUGGAACGAAGUCCACCACAAGACGGAGUUUGGCUCCAACCUCACGGGCCAUGGCUACCCAGAUGCCAAUUACCUGGACAACGUGCUAGCCGAGCUGGCCGCCCAGGGCAUCGCGGAGGACAGCGCUGUCCUCGAGAAGGACUGAUAGUGAAGGAAGCAUGGCAGGGGGAGGGCCGGCCGAACACCCCGGGGCGGGAAGUCGAGGGAGUGUCCCUCUCCCCUUGCUUCACCUUCCACCCUUGCAGGUGACAGCCCUGUUUAUAGGCUAUGUCAUUCAUAAACCUCAUCAGAUACAAGAGGGAACAUGGGACAGAGAAUCCCACUCAUCAUGUCCUCCGUGAGACUAUAGUCCUGGGGAGGGCAAGGAAUCCCCCUAGUGGGGAACUUGGCCAGCACACUGGCUAAAAGAGGUGUGGCGAUCACUCCACACCCUGGGCCUUGUGAAGCUCGAUGCUCCAUCCUCUUGGAGUCUGUCCUUGGUGUUUACACUCUGCUUCAAGAGCAGAGUUUCGGCUCCCUCUUCUUUUAAGGGAAGGGAGCAAGGGCCCUCACUGUGCAGGGUGGGUGGGAGGGAGGGGCUGAACCGGUUAAAUCGCUGUGACAUUGAAUGCCUUGGCCAAUGUGGGGUCAGAAUGAUUGCUCUUGAUGAGGAGGGAGGCUUUUGCAAAAGCCUCUGGGAGCAUCACCAUAACCUGCUCCCUCCAACUUCUCAAAUGAGGCCAUGGGUUCUCUAUGGCUGAUGGCCUCUGGGGUUUCUUCUCUGGGCUGGUCACUUCAGCCUCUGCUUCAUCAACUGGAAUUGAGCCUGAGUCUGCUCUGUCCAGAGUCGUUCAGGUUUCCACCCAAGACCCUCCAUUCUCUUGCCCUCUUCCAGGUCCGUCCUAGCCAGCAUCUGAGCUGUGCUCAGGGAAAGAAGGCCUUUCCAACCUUUUUCCCUCCUGACUCAUGUCAGCCCAGCCAAAUAGAGACCUGGUUCCCUUAAGUUCAUAUGUUCACUGUGAGUUGAGUCCAUGCCAGACUCUGUCCCAUCUGUGUACGUGCCAUAGAGCACAUUCCUUAUCUCCAUGCAUCACCCAUCUGCUCCCCUCCCCCCACCCCUUUUUUGAGCUGGUAUCAUCCCCAGUCCCAGUUUUUCCAUGUGUACCUAGCCCAUUUGAACUGGGAUCCGAACAGAAUCGACUCACUUGCCCAUCAUUUUCUCUCAGCUCUUAAGCAGCCCACAGUGAAACUGGGAUGUGGUUUGUUCCAGCCUGUGAAAGGACCAAGUGGAAAGAGGGAGGCUAAGGAAGAAGAAUGAGAGUGCAUAGAUCAUCAUCUCUUAAACAAUCACCAGACAAGAUCAGAACCAUGGACAGCUCUUCACUGUCCCACUCUAGGCCUCCUGUCUGUCCCCUCCUACCCAGAAGAGAUUUAGAGGUAGAAGAGACCACGGAGGCCAUCUGUUCUGUUCCCUUCUUUUACAGAUGAGGAAACUGAGGCCCAGAGAAGUGAAAGGAUUUGCUUAACGUCCCACAGAUAGUAAUUAGAACUGAGAAUGAACCCAAGUCUUCUGACUUCAAAUGUUGUGUUCUUUCUACACACCAGGCUGCCUCUAUUAAAAAUUUUGCCUGGCAGUAGAGAAGUGGAGACCCCCAUGUUCUGGAUCUAUUUCAGCCUAGGUUAGAACCUAGCUGGGUUCUUAACUGAUUCCCAAGUGGUAUAGACCCCCACCCCACUCACAUCUGGUCUAGCCUGUGUCUGAGCGGUGUCAUUGGGGGAGGGGGUUUCCUUUGGCUCAAACUUCUCUUUUGCUAUCUGCUCCCAAUGGGGGAGGAAUUAGGGUUCAGAGAGGAGAGAAGGGGAAACUAUAGUUCCCUUUCGAAGAAGAUGGGUUCUUUGAACUGUGUGUAUGGGGGAGAUUUCCCCCGGAUAUGGAUUUGAAUUUGUAUGCCUCGUGUUUGGGGGGCCUGACGUAUAUAUGUACAUAUAUUUCAUAAUGUUUGGAAGGUUUUUGAUGGUACUUCAAUAAGGACUGGAGGCCAGCCCUAUGGGCUGCUUGUGGAAAACCCGUUUUGAAAUUAUGAUGGCCAAGGGCUCCAUAACCUAAUUUCCACCCAACUGAAAAAGAAAAAGCUGGUGCAGUGUUCUAGAACCCGUUUCAAGUUGCUGCCAACAGUGGAAGGUAGUUGGAAAACAACCAGUGACUUCCUCUGGAGGGAACCACGAUGGAAAUCUCUGGUCCCUUCAUGGAAUGAGCCGCCAUUUUGUUUUUCAUUGGUUUUGUUCUUCCCAUGAAAGGCUCGUCAUUCGCUCUUACUAGUGAAUGGGCGAUCAGACAGCCACACUCACUGCAGACUUUGAAAUUUCUCCCACCUUCCUUCCCACCUUUUCUCUCCUCAAGAUUAGAGCCAUGAAAACAGUGGCCCUUCAUCUGGGUCAUCGAACACUAGUCCCCAGUCCCUCCACAGUAUUAUGAAAGGGAGAGCUAGCAGUGCCUUUCCUGUGGAGAUUCGGACCCUGUGUUUUAGUGGAACUUGCUUAUGCCGACCAUAUUUUUUCCAGACUCCAGAUUGAAACACAUGAUGUGGCAGAAGGUACUCCUCAGAAGUUGGCUUUCAUUUUUCCUGACACAGGACUGUGGUGCUGUCACACACCUGGUGCCAGGCACUCUUGCUUGUCACCCUUGUUAAUUCUCUGGGCUUGUCAAUAGUGGAGAGGUUGGGGAACCAGCAAAGUUGGAAUGAAAGGAGCAGAAAUUAAAGGAGGGAAGGAAGGGUUGUUGACCCGUGGGAAAUGAGUAUGAAAGAAGAAUAAAGUGAGCAGUUGGACUGAGGCCCAGGCCAGGGACAAGGAAGAUUAGGAUGGGCAGCAUAAGCCACAAGAGAAUGAGAGCCCAGGGAAUUCAUCAAGGUUGGUCAGCUUACUCUGGUUAAUAUCCCUUGGGUUGUCUUGGGCAGUUAGGGUUCAAGCCAGCCUCCUUUUCCAUAAGAUAUCCAAGCUGUGUCUAUGUUCCAUUUUCUCUGCCUUUUUAAGGAUAUGAAUGGGGGGUAUGUCAUCUACCCGAGCCCACCUCCUUCAGCUUAUAGCAUUCAGAGUAUUCAUUGGGCCCUAAAGGUUCACAGGAGCAUAGAUUCUGAACCGGGAGGGACUUUGGAGAUCACUGAGUCCAACCGUCCCAUUUUAUAGAUGAGGAGACGAAUGUCCAGAAUGCUGAGAUUAUUUCCCCAAGGUCACAUAGAUAGUAAGUGGCAGACUCCUGUCCCUAGCACCCACACUGCUAAAUUUUCCCUUCUUCACUGUGCCAGCUGGGAGGGGGGGUAUUUCUCAGCUCCUUUGCCUUUGCCAAACAAGAAAGGUACGGGCUCCUAAAAGUGCACCCUGUGGCCUGUAGUCCAAAUGUUUUGUCAGUGGGCUUACCCCCCACUGGCACAGGGAAGUCUUUAAAGGUCCCAUCCUUUAACCUGGUCAUGUUGCUCAGGAGCUUCCUGACUGUACCCUCUGCAAAAGCUAACGAGAAAGAUACAAGAACUCUGGUCCCAUGAGGCCUUUGGCAAAUGCCUUGCCUGCCCAAUGGGCUUGGUCCCAGGCAGAGCUAUCCUUCCCUGGAGGCCCUGCUGCAUAUCCAUUGCCUGCCCAGGAGAGAGCUCUCAUCCUGCCCCUCACCAUCCCAGCACCAGCAAUGACCUGGGCCCUGCCUUCAAUCCGAGACCUCCUCUAGGCAUGGUGAAUGGGGUUGGAGGAACAGAAACAGUCCCUGCAAACCCCAUCCCAUGAAUAUGUAGGAGGAGUGUGUGUGUGAGUGGGUGAGUGUGCGUGUGUGGACAUGUCUUUUCCUUUUCUUCUUUGCAUAAUUUGGAGUUGUCUGUGUUUUUAUACUUGGUCAGGAACCUGUGGCAUCCUGAGGUCCCACUGAUGUGAGGAGCAUGAGGGUAGGAGGGGAAGUGAGGUGGACAGGCUACUGGGACAGAGAAAGGUCCCCGCCUCCCACCUUUCUGUUGUCUUUGGAAUUGAUUUGGGGCUUUGGGGGGAGGUGGGAGGGAGUGGGCGAAUGUCCUGGUGUAUUAUUGAUUUGUUUGUUAAAAAAAAAGUGGUUGGGUUUUGUUUUGUUUUGUUUUGGGGGUUUUUUGGGGGGCUGUCUAUGCUGUAUUGCUCUGCUAAAGGACAGCGACACCUAGUGCCCAUGGGGGUUGUGUGCAGAACAAUAAAAGAAUUCUCAAUGUUA